UAUAUCUAAUUCGAUAUAUGGUCUAUCGAUGGAAGUGACACAUAGUUUUAGAAAAUUGGCUUCUCUCUUGCUAGAAAUGUAACGGAGGCCGAAUGAGUUAUGUGAAGAUAAUUUCUCGUGCUAGUAACCUUUACUUAAGGUCUCCAGCUAAGAUAACUUUUUUAUCCUAUUUUCAUAAAACGACAUUAUUCUCACAAAUACAGAAAAAGUAGCAAAUAAUGCUGCUGAGAGAUCUGAUUAUGUUUUGAAGAUAACUUCUCCAUUUAAGAAAGUAAUAACAGCUCGAAUGUACAAAUUAUUAACUCCAUUUUCAACAAGAAAAGUAAAAAGAAAACACCUAGCCAUGGCGUGUACUAGGCUGGUUCUACUGAUUCUGAUCAAGUUUUUAAUUAUUGAGAGUGUUUCAGCUAGUUUUUGGCAGACAUUUAGUGGUCAGAGCCAGUGAUAUUGCAUAUGGGUCGGUAAAUUUCUCCAGACGUAACACUAUGGUGUGAUCUCGAACUGACAAAGGAUAAUAUGGUGUUGGAAUCUUCUUCCCAAAUCUGAAUCUUGACAAUGGUUCUAAUGUCAUGUACACUCAAAUAAAAAAGAAUGGUUUCCUGUUGAUGUCACAUGGAAGGAACUCUCUGCUAGUGCUGUUAGUUAUAAGUGGAUUUUUAAGUAUCUUGUUUUUUUUUUUCUUGGAACCAUUUUCUUGCGAGUAAAGUUUUCUAAGUAUUAUUCAAUCUAUUGGAAUAACAACAACUCUGCGAAACAUACUUAAGAUAUCAAUACAAGUUUCCUCUGCGGUUAGAAACAUGGCGGUUCUUGUGACCUUCUUUAACUCAGUUUAGUGUUAUUAAGUGCUUGCAACUGACUUCAACUGCAGUAUCUGCCAGUAUAAUCUAUGAAAAACAAUGUUUAAUAUAUACCAUUCUAUUUUGUGAGAUAUCUGAAAUAUUUCAAAUUUAGAAGAGGAUAUUAAUAGGAAUAUGAAUCCUGCAAAACCAAAUAUAGUUUUACUUGAUCUUAAUUCUCUUCCAAUGGAUUUUCAUCAACCUUCACCAUCCAUUUAUUUCUUUUUUUCAAGGAAAAAAAUAUACAUAAAAUAAAAAGCCAAACAUACGGAAGAGUUCAUAGUAGCAAAAUUGAUUUCUCAUUGUUUUUUGUUGUUCCUUCUCCUUUUGAGGCCAUAGAGACCAGAUUCAUUUUUGGUUUCUUCAAAGGCCAAACCUUAUUUUCUCAGCAAACCCUUUUGCCAUCUUACACAAAAAGAAAAAAAAAAUCUUGUUCGUCUGAGAGUCUCUGUCCCUUUUGGAUUUGAGGUUCAACAACAUUCAUGAACUUCAAGUAAUCUAUAAUCUUCUUGUAGUAGUAAUCCAGGAAGAUACAUUUAAACACAUAGACAGAAUGAAAAUGAAUUGCUUGUUCUGUUGUAUGUCCGAGAGACAAUUAACCAGACGAUCAUCAUCAAGACAAGGCAUCAAAGACUGCAUUGAUGCAAACAACACUCUUUCAAGAUUUGAAAACAUCUCUUAUAAAACAGAUAGCAGUAGGAGAAGAUUCAUAUCCGAGGAGAUAUCAAAACUCGGGAAAGGGAACAUAAGUGCUCAGAUCUUUACCUUCAGAGAGCUCUGCGUCGCCACCAAGAACUUUAACCCCGAGAAUCAGCUCGGUGAAGGCGGUUUUGGAAGGGUUUACAAAGGGCACAUAGAAACCUCUGAAAAGGUUGUUGCGGUUAAGCAGCUAGACAAGAAUGGCUACCAAGGGAACAGAGAGUUUCUUGUGGAAGUCAUGAUGUUGAGUCUCUUACAUCACACAAACCUUGUCAACUUGGUUGGAUACUGCGCAGACGGUGAUCAACGGAUUCUUGUCUAUGAAUAUAUGCCAAAUGGCUCAUUAGAUGAUCAUCUUCUCGACUUGGCGCGGACCAAGAGGAAACCGUUGGACUGGGACACAAGGAUGAAAGUUGCGGCAGGAGCAGCUAGAGGGCUUGAGUAUCUACAUGAAACAGCUGAUCCUCCUGUGGUCUACAGAGAUUUCAAAGCCUCCAACAUAUUGCUUGACCAAGAAUUUAACCCAAAGCUUUCGGAUUUCGGUUUAGCUAAAGUUGGUCCGACCGGUGGACAGACUCAUGUGUCGACCAGAGUAAUGGGAACAUACGGUUACUGUGCCCCUGAGUAUGCUCUCACGGGACAGCUCACUAUGAAGUCCGAUGUGUACAGCUUUGGAGUUGUGUUCUUGGAGAUGAUCACAGGAAGAAGAGUCAUUGAGACGACCAAACCAACUCGAGAACAGAAUCUAGUGACUUGGGUAACAAGCGAGUCCAUUGUUCAAAGAUAGGAGAAAGUUCAGCUUAAUGGCGGAUCCGUUGCUUGGAGGGAAGUAUCCGAUGAAGGGACUGUAUCAAGCGCUUGCAGUUGCAGCGAUGUGUCUUCAAGACGAAGCAGAAACGAGACCUAAUAUGAGUGAUGUAGUCACUGCGCUCGAGUACUUAGCUAUGACCAAAAGCGAAGAAGAUGGAGAAACGAAUUAAUAUAACAGAUCUAAGCUUUGAAGCAUUUUUGUUUUGUUUUGUUUUUUGUAUGUAAUUUUAAUGAUCGAUUAGGAGAUUUAAAGAUUUUUUGAAAAGAAAAAAAUAAAUCAAAGAAGAUUAAAUCUAGAGUUUUCGAUUUCCCUCUUUCAAGCAGAUUCAAAUUUCAGACUUCACAUACCCCACUACUGUGUGGUUUUUUUCACUCAAAAGGCUUUGACAAAUCUUCAAUAGCUUCUUACAUAGAAGUCAUGUUUUUUUAGUACCUUAAGUUGAAAACUCUUAGUUCGUCUCCAAUGCCCAAAAGGGCUGGAGCUCUACUAAAAAUUUGAUCUCAUUACCAAAUGCCAACUUUUUUCUCUUAGCAAAGGGUCACCUUACAAAACCAAAAUUAAAUAUCUCUUCGGAAUUUAUCAUUCGAUAGGUAAGCAAAUGCUUUCUAAAUGGUAAGUAUUAACAAAAUGUCGAGACUGUCACCAACACAGUAGAUAAGCUAUCUGAGGAAAG
Messenger RNA from Brassica rapa (field mustard), 3019 nucleotides. RefSeq names its product probable serine/threonine-protein kinase PBL23. Gene Ontology annotation, molecular function: ATP binding; protein kinase activity. Lineage: Eukaryota; Viridiplantae; Streptophyta; Magnoliopsida; Brassicales; Brassicaceae. The record is from RefSeq and is a predicted model, not a curated record. Gene Ontology annotation, biological process: protein phosphorylation.